Grammomys surdaster is the source of this 1918-nucleotide messenger RNA. RefSeq names its product ring finger protein 8 (gene Rnf8). The record is from RefSeq and is a predicted model, not a curated record. NCBI's taxonomy places the organism in Eukaryota, Metazoa, Chordata, Mammalia, Rodentia, Muridae. Gene Ontology annotation, molecular function: metal ion binding; histone binding; ubiquitin protein ligase activity. The coding region runs from base 69 to 1532 and encodes 487 amino acids. Gene Ontology annotation, cellular component: site of double-strand break; nucleus; ubiquitin ligase complex. Gene Ontology annotation, biological process: double-strand break repair; protein K48-linked ubiquitination; ubiquitin-dependent protein catabolic process. The transcript has 8 exons.
CGGAGGCGGCCGGAGCCCGGGCUGGAGUUUGGCUGGUUGCUGAGCGCUGCCCCGGUGCCGAGCGGGCUAUGGGCGAGGCCGACCCCUUGGUCUCGGGGCAGAUCGCGGCCUGCCGGAGCUGGUGCUUGCGGCGGCUGGGGAUGGACCGUGAGUGGCUGCAGCUGGAGGCGGGGAGUGAGGUGACUAUUGGACGGGGAUUUGGUGUCACAUACCAGCUGGUAUCAAAGGUAUGCCCUCUGAUGAUUUCUCGAAACCACUGCGUUCUGAAGCAGAAUCCUGAGGGACAGUGGACGAUUAUGGACAAUAAGAGUCUGAAUGGUGUUUGGCUGAACAGAGAACGUCUGGCACCGCUCCAGGGUUAUUGCAUCCGUAAGGGAGACCAUAUCCAGCUCGGAGUGCCGCUGGAAGACAAGGAGACCGCAGAGUAUGAGUACGAAGUUAUUGAAGAAGACGUGGAGAGUCUGGCUUCCUGCCUUGCGCCCAAGAAUGACCAGACGACGGAAAAGCAUAAAGGCUUGAGAACUAAGAGGAAAUUCAGUUUGGAUGGGCUAGAGAGUCUUCCAGCUGAGGGCCCCUCAAAUCUCAGAUGCCCACUGGCUAAAAUCUCCAGUAAACCCAUUGAGCCAGAGAAGUUACACGGCAAAGGUGAAGCGGCAAGUCGGCCCUUGCGAUGUUUGUGUCCUACGUUGACCUCCCUUGAGGCCAGUGAGGGGACCACUGGGCCUCAUGCUCGCUCUACUCUUCCAAAGGUCCUCGAACUCUGUCCUAAGAAGCAGAAGGCCUGCAGCCCAUCAGCGUCUCAGAGCAGCUUAGAACUGUUUAAGGUGACCAUGUCCAGGAUGCUGAAGCUGAAAACACAGAUGCAGGAAAAGCAGAUCGCUGUCCUGAACGUCAAGAGGCAGACUCGGAAGGGGAGCUCCAAGAAGAUAGUGAGGCUGGAGAAGGAGCUGCGAGAUUUACAGUCUCAGCUGUACGCAGAGCAGGCUCAGCAGCAGGCAAGGGUGGAGCAGCUGGAGAGGACUUUCCAGGAAGAGGAGCAUUUCCUCCAGGGUUUGGAGAAAGAGCGAGGAGAGUGCGACCUGAAGCAGCAGCUGGUGCAGGCGCUACAGGAGCAUCGGGCUCUAAUGGAAGAACUGAACCGCAGCAAGAAGGACUUCGAGAAAAUCAUUCAGGCCAAGAACAGAGAACUGGAGCGGACCAAGGAAGAAAAGGACAAGGUCCAAGCGCAGAAGGAGGAGGUUCUGAGUCAUAUGAACGACGUGCUGGAGAACGAGCUGCAGUGCAUCAUCUGCUCGGAGUACUUCAUCGAGGCUGUCACCCUGAACUGUGCCCACAGCUUCUGCUCCUUCUGUAUCAAUGAAUGGAUGAAACGGAAAGUAGAGUGUCCCAUUUGUCGAAAGGACAUUGAGUCCAGAACCAACUCCCUGGUUCUGGACAACUGCAUUAGUAAGAUGGUGGAUAACCUUAGCUCAGACGUGAAGGAAAGAAGAAGUGUCCUUAUUAGGGAACGGAGAGCAAAGAGACUGUCAUGAAGGUUAUGCUCCAAGGACAUGUGAGAGACUCUAGGGGGAUGGCGGCUCGGUGUGUUCUAGAGGAUUCCCUGAGGCUGCUCUGGACAGCAUCUGGAAGCCAUGCGCUGUGGAGACUGAGUUAGGAAGUCUGUCACUGGCCUGCCAUCGUGCUGGCCCUGCCGACACCACCGUCUUAAAUGCUGCUGGACUCCGGCUCUGACCGCCCGCCUCACUACGCAUUGAAUGAGUUCUGUGUUUCUUAAUUUGUUGAUUGUUUUUGGCACCUCACACACCCUGUUGACAUGGUUGUGGACAGUUGAGUGUACCCUGUGGCCUGGUUUACCUUUCUAUGAAAACAAGAUGUCAUUUCUUGGAAAUAAAACAUAUAAAAGCCACAGUUGCUCGUG